This is a messenger RNA of Plasmodium gonderi, 1224 nucleotides long. Its product is annotated as type 2A phosphatase-associated protein 42. Gene Ontology annotation, cellular component: cytosol. Gene Ontology annotation, biological process: regulation of signal transduction; regulation of dephosphorylation. Lineage: Eukaryota; Apicomplexa; Aconoidasida; Haemosporida; Plasmodiidae. The coding region runs from base 1 to 1224 and encodes 407 amino acids. Gene Ontology annotation, molecular function: protein phosphatase 2A binding. The transcript has a single exon. The record is from RefSeq and is a predicted model, not a curated record.
AUGGGAGAGAUAAAUGGCAUGUCGUUGUUAUAUGACCAGCUGUAUUUACUAUUUGAUGACUAUAUUGUAAAAAAUAUAAAACAUGUUAAUACAUAUAAAUCUAUUUUUCUCAAAAAAGAAUUCUGCGAGUUUGUGAAAAAUCACGGGAAUGUGGCAACAAGGCGAAAUGAAUUAAUAACGAGUAAAGACGAAAUCAUAGACGAGUUGAUUUAUGCAUUUAAAAUGUUUGGAAAAUACAUCAACACUUGUGAUAUGUUUUCUGAAAACGAGGAAGUAGAUGAUAUUAGUACCAAGUCUUUGAAAUUUUUACUCAUUCCUUAUAUACUAGGGAUUUUGAGCUAUGAAACUGUUAAUAUGGACAUACGAUAUGAUAGAUUGAAGGACUCAAAAUUAUAUUUUAAUGAAUUUAUUAGUAUAAUCAAUAUUUACAAAAUAAUUCAAAUGAAUGAAUACCUAUUAGAUAAGGACGAAAAAGAGAUAAACGAAAUGAACAGAAGGAACAUAAAAGUUAAAAGGGCAAAGGAUGAAAAAAAAUAUCAAGAUAUGUAUGAUGAAAUUACGAAAAUAAAAAUAAAAAAAGGCACUACUCAAAAUUACAACCCAUCCAUUUCUUCUUAUGACACGGAGGAUGAAGAGCACAGGGAAAUGUAUCUGUCUUUGAUAAAACACAAAUGUAUACAAACAUUGAAUACUAUAGACUUAAUAGAUACCGAAUUGCAAGUUUUGGAAAUGCGAAACAGGGAACUGGUGCAAAAGAGUGGAAAACACCCAAAUGAUGGUGGAGGAGGAUGUGUUAAUAACAAUAAUGAUAAUAGUCGCUUGAAUGACAAUCAAUACGGAACGAUAAGAAAACCUUGGCUUUUUACAAUAAAAAAAAAUAUGCAAAUUUCAGAUAUGACUGAAAUAAGAAACUACUACAGAGAUCUUGUUUUCAGACCAGCACACAACUUACCAACAAUUUCUUUAGAAGAAUGUGCCAAAGUUGAAAUGGAAUAUGCGCUUAAGGGAAGUGGUGUCGCCAACACUAACAAAAAAAACGGAGAUAAUAAUACACUGAGCAAUGAAGACCAAAACGGAGUUAUCAAAAAUGACAUCAAUGAUGAUGACUACUAUAAAAAAUGCUCCAAAGAGGAAAACGAAAAAGAUAUUAUGGAUAGAGAAUGGGAUGACUGGAAGGAUUUGCACCAAAAGGGAAUAGGAAAUAAAAACAGAAAUGUUGCAUAA